This is a messenger RNA of Entamoeba invadens IP1, 339 nucleotides long. RefSeq lists its product as hypothetical. The coding region runs from base 1 to 339 and encodes 112 amino acids. NCBI's taxonomy places the organism in Eukaryota, Evosea, Mastigamoebida, Endamoebidae. The record is from RefSeq and is a predicted model, not a curated record. The transcript has a single exon.
AUGGCCAAUUUAAAUGCAACAAACAACACCAAAGAAAAGGUGUCCAUAAUGGAAACAUCAUCAUGUACCGACUAUCGACCAAGUGAUUACUCGAAGUUAUCUUAUGUCAAUUACUUUCUGUCUGGGAUUACAGCUGAUAAUGUCUGUACUGUCGCUCAUUUAAACAUGCUUAGUUCACUGUCUGAAAUGCUGUAUUGUAAUGUAAUUAACAUGGAUGAUGAAUAUCAAAGAUACAAAUCACUGCAACUAAAUGAAACUACUAUUAAUUAUCAUGGUUUGAAUUUGUCUUUGGAAGUCUCAGAAGAAGAGUUGUUGGAAAUCGAAAGAUAUGAAAAUUAA